Messenger RNA from Monodelphis domestica (gray short-tailed opossum), 7723 nucleotides. It is a transcript of the gene PDE3A, whose product is annotated as phosphodiesterase 3A. Gene Ontology annotation, molecular function: 3',5'-cyclic-nucleotide phosphodiesterase activity. Lineage: Eukaryota; Metazoa; Chordata; Mammalia; Didelphimorphia; Didelphidae. Gene Ontology annotation, biological process: signal transduction. The record is from RefSeq and is a predicted model, not a curated record.
GGAGGCACUCCAUCUGCUUUUGGAGCUCAGCUAACGGCUGAGGCCAGCACCACAGUAAGCUGUAGGGAGAUGGCCUAGAGAUGAACUAGUGCUUUUGACUUGUUCUGACUGCUGCUGCUCCUGCUUUGAUUCCAGCCCUCUGCUACCACGCGAAGGAUGCGUUUCACAGUUUUAAAAGAUCGCAAGUUAGAAGCGACCCAGGAGAAUGUGUAUGAGUGAAGGAAGAGACUUUGGGGGGUGAUUGGUUAAAAGCUCAAGAAAAGAGAGGUCAGGUCGUUUUCUCCCCUGCCAGCUUUGAACUUUCAAGAACUCUUUUGGUAGCAUUCCCACUCACCCACCCCUACCCCCAUUCUUCCCCCUCCUCCUUCCCUAGUAGCAAUUAAUUGUUUAUUGUGGAGCUGCAACUUAAGGCGAUUGGGAGUGUACAGGGGGUGUAAAAGAGAAAGAAAUUAAGGCAGUGGUAUCUGGCACCCCAUUUGGUGCUUGGGUGAGUAAACCAUGGUCCCGACCGGAGAGAUUGCUAGUAUCAGGGACGAAAUCAGCAUUGGUAGGGAGGUUCAGCGUCAGACCCCGGGGUCCGACUGCAACGGUUACUCUUUUAACGCAAAGCCUUUGCCCCUACGCCCUGCCAGCCCCUCGAGACCGCCCCGGGAACAGGGCUGCCAGAUCCAAUGGGGAGACUUGGUCCUGCACAAGCUACGGAGCUCCCGGAAACUUUCCUCUGCGCUAUGCGCUGGCUCGCUCUCCUUUCUGCUGGCGUUGGUAGUGAGGCUGGUCCGAGGAGAGAUCAGCUGUGACCUGGAGGAGAGUCAGGAGGAGGCGGAGGCGGCAGCGGCGGCGGCGGCGGCGGCGGAGGAGGAGGAGGAAGCUGCAGCCGCAGCAGCAGCAGCAGCAGCAGCAGCAGCAGCUGAAGGGGGCGUCUUAAAUCUGCCUCGGGGAGGUCUGUUGAGCGGAGCCUGGCAGCUCAGCUUUGGGCUGCAGCCCGCGGCGCUGCUCUUCGGUUUCCUGUGCGCCUUCUUUUGGAUGGGCUUGUACUUGCUCCGCUCAGGGGUCCGCCUGCCUCUCGCGCUCGUGUUGUUGGCCGCCUGCUGCGGAGGGGAAGCAAUUGUCCACAUCGGACUGGGAGUACGCGAAGAUCACUUACUAUCUCUCCCCGCCACGGGAGUGGUGCUCAGCUGCUUGGCCGCCGCGACAUGGCUGGUGCUGAGGCUGAGACAGGGUAUCCUCAUGAUCUUCUUGAUUAGUGCGGUUAGGACCGCGUCCCUGAUUUCCUUGGAGAGGGUCAAGGUCGCUUGGAGGCCGUACCUGGCUUACUCAGCCGGGGUAGUGGGUCUCCUUCUAGCCAGGUACCCGGAAAAAAUCUUGCCCCAAUCAAGAGGAGCGGUCGGGAGAGAGGAUUUUGGCACCCAGCUGGUUGUAGGGACUAAAGAAGAGGUCCUGGUGUUUAAGAGGAGGAGGAGGUCCAGCUCCAUGAUCUCCGCCGAGAUGUCCGGCUAUGGCAGCAAAUCUCAUCGCAGAACCUCUCUUCCUUGCAUACCUAGAGAACAGCUCAUGGGACAUUCUGAAUGGGACCACAAACGAGGGUACAGAGGAUCACAGUCUUCAGGUACAAGUAUUAUUGUUGAUAUUGCUGUGAUGGGAGAAGCACAUGGACUUAUUACAGACCUCCUUGCAGAUCCUUCUUUGCCACCAAAUGUGUGUACAUCCUUAAGGGCUGUGAGUAAUUUGCUCAGUACACAGCUGACUUUCCAAUCAAUUCACAAGCCAAGAGUGAGUCCUCUGGUUUCCUUCAGUGAAAAUUAUACCUGUUCUGACUCAGAAGAAAGCUCUGAAAAAGAGAAACUGGCUAUUCCCAAGCGCCUGAGAAGGAGUUUGCCCCCGGGACUACUGAGACGGGUCUCGUCUACGUGGACCACCACCACCUCAGCCACAGGUUUGCCCACGUUGGAGCCUGCACCAGUGAGGAGAGACAGGACGGGCAGCAGCAAGGCUCACGAAGCGCCUUCCUCAAGUGCUGUUAAUCCUGAUUCUUGGAAUAUGAUGGCCAUGACCAAAAGCAGGUCCUUCUCUACUUCCUAUGCUGUCUCUGCAGCUAACCAUGUGAAUUCUAAAAAGCAAAGUCGAGCAGGUGUUCUAGCUAAAAUCUCACCUCUUUCAUCCCCAAGUCCUUCGCCUAUUCAGGGGAGCCCAGUCAUUAGCCCAAUCAGCAAAAUCUCUGCAAUGCAAUUUCCAGAACCUGCAGAAGUAACUCCCAAACAAGGCUUAGGCUCUCACAGAAUCUUAACAUAUACACAGAGUGCACCAGACCUUUCUCCACAGAUCUUCACCCCACCUGUUAUAUGUACCAGCUGUGGCAGACCAUACAAUCAAGGGAACUCUGAUGAUGGGGCAUUGGGAAGUGGCAGUGCAGCCACACAUUCACCAAAUAGAACAGAUGAUACAGCUCAAGUUACUUCUGACUAUGAAACUAAUAAUAACAGUGAUAGCAGCGAUAUUGUCCAGAAUGAAGAUGAACAAGAGUGCUCUAAAGAUUCAUUGAGGAAAGAAUCUCAACGUAGCACCUACACUCCUGAAACCGUCAUAUUUAUGCCAGACAAGCCUAUUCUUGCUCCAGAACCUCUUGUCAUGGAUAACUUGGACUCAUUAAUGGAAAAGCUAAAUACUUGGAAUUUCCCAAUUUUUGAUUUGGUGGAAAAGAUAGGGAAAAAAUGUGGCCGAAUUCUGAGUCAGGUGUCAUACAGACUUUUUGAAGAUAUGGGACUUUUUGAAACUUUUAAAAUUCCUGUAAGGGAAUUUAUGAAUUAUUUUCAUGCCUUGGAGAAUGGAUACCGGGAUAUUCCUUAUCACAACAGAGUCCAUGCCACUGAUGUUUUACAUGCUGUUUGGUAUCUAACUACUCAGCCUAUUCCAGGUCUCUCCACGGUGAUUAAUGACCAUGGAUCAGCAAGUGAUUCAGAUUCGGACAGCGGAAUCACUCAUGGACACCUGGGAUAUGUAUUUUCAAAAAAGUAUUCAGCAGUGGAUGAUAGAUAUGGAUGCCUGGCUGGCAAUAUCCCUGCCCUCGAGCUGAUGGCUCUUUACGUGGCUGCAGCUAUGCAUGACUAUGAUCACCCAGGAAGGACAAAUGCUUUUCUGGUUGCAACUAGUGCACCUCAGGCGGUACUAUAUAAUGACCGUUCAGUUUUAGAAAAUCAUCAUGCAGCUGCUGCGUGGAAUCUCUUCAUGUCCCAGCCAGAGUAUAACUUCUUAGUCAACCUUGACCACGUGGAAUUUAAGCAUUUCCGUUUCCUUGUCAUCGAAGCAAUUUUGGCCACUGACCUGAAGAAACACUUUGAUUUUGUAGCCAAAUUUAAUGCCAAGGUUAAUGAUGACGUUGGUGUAGAUUGGACUAAUGAAAAUGACCGUUUAUUGGUUUGUCAAAUGUGCAUAAAGUUGGCUGAUAUCAAUGGACCAGCUAAAUGUAAAGAACUUCAUCUCCAGUGGACAGAUGGCAUUGUCAAUGAAUUUUAUGAGCAGGGUGAUGAAGAGGCCAGCCUUGGACUUCCCAUAAGCCCUUUUAUGGACCGUUCUGCACCUCAGUUGGCAAAUCUUCAGGAAUCUUUCAUCUCUCAUAUUGUGGGGCCAUUGUGCAACAGCUAUGACUCUGCAGGACUAAUGCCUGGGAAAUGGGUGGAAGACAGUGAUGAAUCAGGAGGAGACACAGAUGACCGGGAAGAAGUAGAACAACCAACAACUGAAGAAGAAACUUGUGAAAAUGCUGAAUCUGCAGGACAGCAAAAGUUCAAACGAAGGAAAAUCUACUGUCAAAUAACACAACACCUUCUUCAAAACCACAAAAUGUGGAAGAAAGUCAUUGAAGAUGAGCAACGACUGAGCGGUGGGAUGGAAAAGAUAAGUCUAGAAAAAUCCACCAUGCACCAAUCCUCAGAGCAAAUACAGGCCAUCCAGGAAGAGGAGGAGGACAAAAGGAAACCCAAAGGAGAGAGCACAACUACAAAUAUGACCCAAUGACAAUUCACCAAGCAUUGCUUUAAGCCAGAUUAACUUGUGCACAGACUCCUUGCAAGCCAGCACAACAUUUAGACACAACACUGUAGAAAUGUGGGAUAACACACAAUGGCUAUUUCACUUGGAAUGUUUUUGUCAAGAUUUUGUGUUUUGUAUGUGUUUGUGUUUGGUUUUUUUGUUGUUGUUUUUAUUUUUUUUUACAGUGAGGUACAUUGCUUAAACUCAUAUGCUCCGAGAAGCUUUCUCACUGCAACACUGGCUUCCACAAGUUUUUAAGGAAGAAAUAUAUGCAUGUGUGUGUAUGAACACACACUUGCAACACCCAGACACAGACACACAUAUAUUCAUUCACACAGAGCCAGAACUAUUGUCUGUAUACUUCUGCCACAUUCAUAUAAAACAUAUUAUGGUCACUAUUAUAGUAUGUCAUAAAAGGGAAUUGUGCUACAUGACACAUCUGUGUGUGCCGGUGCGUACAGGUGUGCAUGGAAGUGGGAGCUGGGUUGGGGGAAAGAGCGAUCAUUGAGAAUCUGAUAGAUGCAGCACGUGAUUCAGUAUCUGUGAACAAACACGAGGCACCAGUCCUAAGAAAGUUACAUCCGUAGUGAAGGAAAGUGGAAUCUAUAAUCCACAUUCUCUCGAGAGGCAAUCAAAUCUCGCGUUGGAGUAGUGGGCGGGUGCAUUCACUGCUGGCUUCCUGCCUGGGCCGGCCGAAGGACCUCCAUUCCUGCUCACGUGCCUCUCGGAGGCACGCUGUGACCAACCUCAAAGCCGUGAGAACACAGGUGUUUACCUAUGAGUAGCCCCAUGAACGUAGUGAACAGAGGCAUGCAUGUGCGCAUGCCUUCUCCCAAGGUUAGGGCGGCAGGUGAAGGCAGCAUAGAAUUCUGGGUUAACUGAGGACCUGCAAUCCAGUCGCGUCAUCAGGUUCCUACAGGAGCCAGAUGCCAGAGAAGGGGGAGGGGGAAUAAACCCGAGGCUAGAGAAGAAAUGACAUGCUUGUAAUCAUUCUCCUGUGGCUUACAUCUUUGCUACGAAGGACAUAAUUUUUUAAACUGUAUUUUAGAACACAGCUACAGAAGAAUGAGAAACAUUUCUAACUGGUUACAUGGUAUUUUAGAAUGACAGUGGAACUUGUAUGUUUUGGUAACUGAUGAAGAUUGGCUUUUUUAGAGGGGCCAGCAUCCAAAAGUAGCAUACACCUGCUGCAUGACCUGGGAUAUCUAGCUUCCUGCUCUAGGCUUUGGCUAUACCGUUGUGUUACUUUUAACAAAGAACGAUAUUGUAUAGAGAUUGGGCCAGAAAUCAAGAGGUGUUUUUUUUGUCAUUGUUUUUGUUGUUGUUUCCACACUUGUUUAUGCUGUGAGCCAAACCCCUUUUUAAAAUUGAUACUCACUUUCGAUAUAUUUUAUUUCAUAGAAUAUUAUAUUUGUCAAUAAUUACUUAUUAUGUUGUAAAUAUAAAUAAUUUUUGGUCUUGUAGAUAGUAAACUCUUUACAAAACAAAAGGGGAAAAGGGACACAUUUUUAUAAAGUUAUUUUUUUAUCACCAGUUUUGUAUAGUAUAGCCAUCUCCAACCCCAGUGAUAAAGUUCUGAGAGCUCUAGGGCCACAUACUUAUCUUUGUAUUCUCAUUUAGGAUCAAAGACUUGAGAAGUUUGUGCCAGCUAUACUGGCAUCUUUGAAAUUUUGCUAGUAAUUUUCCCUCGAAAAGAAUUAGACUUCUUUAUUUUCUAAGGUGGAAGACAAUUAGGUAUUAAUUAAAUCAUCCAAUGAGUAAUUGUAAUAAGAGGUCCCUGUCUUCUACCAUUUUUAAUUAUCAUAUAGUGCUUUCUGUAGACCUGCUGACAUUGUAAAAGAUAGAAUUUGUUUAUUUAGAAAUACAUUUAUUUCUGUCUCUAUUUCCCCCAUUAUUCACAGAAGUAAAUGUUUUUUUAUAAAAUAUCAUUUUAAUAAACAGAUCUUUUCUUCCCCCAAACUAAUGAUUUUACAAUGACCUAUGGUGUUUUUGUAAAUAGGCAAUGGAAAUGAUAGCAAGAAAAUACUGUUUCUAUACAUAUUUUCAAAUUAUGAGAGGGGGAUGAAAGAGAACAGAUGUGAAGAAAAUGUUUAUCUAGAGCACUAGAAUAGCUUUCAAGUAUAUUUCGGUAUUUAAAAAAUUAAGAACGGAUCUUUACUAUUGAGGUGUACUGUUUUGCUUCUCCUUGACAUGAGAGCCAAAGGGCUUUGUUUUUUCACAAAUUAUUCUGAGUCCAAUACACUUCUUACAGGGACUUGAAUCAUUUAAUUCUGCUUUGGGCUAGGUAGGUUUUUUUUUUAAAUGUGAUUUCCCACUCGUUGUUUCUGACACUGUACCAAAAGUGACUUUUUGGGGUCUGUUUUCUAAAGGGAAAAUGAAGCCAACAGUUACAGAGUAGGUGUGUAGUGUAUUGGAUAAAUGUGCAGGGAGAUGGUCUUUCCAAAUUAAGUACAUAGCUACUACUUAUUUGAAGUCCCAAAUGUCAAAUGACAGAUAACCAAGUAGCAGGCUGAAUGCCUAUGUACUUAAAAAGUUCCUUUACUAUGGGAAGGUAUCAUGAAAAAUAGAAAUUGGUUAUAGUCCUUCCCCAAUUCUUCAGAUCUAAGCAGAAGAUUUAAAUUUGCAAAUUAUUUUGAAAGAAAAACAUUAGUUUAACAAAGGGAGAAAGUAGCUGGGAAAUAGAGUAAGAACUAAUAUAUCUAUAUUUGUUUCAGACUAAUGCAAUGAACUCCAAAAUUGACAUAUGGCUAUUGUCUAAUUAUAUUUUCAUUUGAUGAUAAAGCAAUACUGAUGUGUAUUUCCAUUUCUUUCAGCUAUUUCCUAAGGUGCCAGUAUAUCUAUUGCAAUUGAUUCUGUUUUUAUAGGAAUAUAUUUGUAGGCAUGAUUAGACAAACUCAGGUCUUAUUGAUGAAAGAAUUUCUAAUCAGUUUAAGUAAAAAUAUCAAUAUGUAUAUCAACUUUAAAAUUAGGCACAGAUUCAGUGGAUACAUAUGAAUUGUUUUAAACUCAAAAAAAAUCACUUCCAGAGUGCUGAUAGACCUCUUUUCAAUCACUAUCUACUGUAACUGUUCUAGAUGAAUGAGGACUGUUAGGACCUUUGGAAAGUGAUAUGUACCAUAAAAUCAUUAUUAAAAUUUCCCAAAACUAGCAUUUUAGCAAUGAACAAUCUUUUUCUUUAUUUUUUGUAAUUCACAUGUACACAUGAUUUUGUUAUGAGUAAAACAUGACAUUAGCUUUGUUCAGAAAUUUAUAUAUGUUACUCUUCAUCAGAUAAGAACAAACAUACAACAUCAGGAUGCAAAUAUUGUAUACACUUUUGUAAACUAAGAUUGUUUGAUUCUUCUUGUUCUUUUACUUGUUAUCCUAGACUUAUCCCUUAAAAGCCCAGCCAGUGAAGUCAUGUUCCAAAAGAAAGAGGUAUAUUUCUUCUACAGUGUUCAUAUUGAAACCCAGAAAUAUAAAAUGCUGAUUGGAAAUUACCAUAUGUAACAUAUGCCUUAUAAUGAAUUUCAAUAUAACUCCUAUCUGUCCCCAUUGUCUCAGCCUUAAAGUUCAUUUCAAGUGUAAAAGUUGUGCUGGGGGGAUGAGACCUAAUACUUUGUUUAAAUUAUAAUUUAAAAAAGAAAUUUAAAGUAUUUUCUAAGUAAUAAAGUUAUACAAAUUUUCAUUCUAAAUAAAAGUUAAGGUUUGAAAUGAA